AUGUCAUCUGACGAACCGUCUAAUUCCGGGCAAACUCGUGACACCAGCAGACACCCAGAUGUGGAUGAUUCAUUUGAGGAAAACGCUUCCAAUUUCCGCUUGUUUGAUGCCUAUCGAGAGGGAAACCUGGACUGUGAUGUUAUCAGUACCCAAAAGGUAUCCCGCGUCCUGGAAACGAAGAAUUCAGUACCUCUGAAAGAACCCCUUGGUCAGUGUGCUACCGAUGUUCCCCGUUCUUGGCGGUUAGCUCCCGAGGCCAACAAACCAACCAACGCGUCGGUUUCCUUGGGGUCCUUGUGCAAGACAAAGUCCAUGCCGAAAGUACCUACUGUGGGACAGGAAACAUCAACAGUAUCCCGUGAGCCAUACGCUCCACCUGAACCAAAGGCUAAAGGAUCCCAUCUGAAACCUUCACCGGGCAACGCCAUACUGGUGAACCAGCGUCAGCGGGGAAAUCCAUUACUAAAGCACAUACACAAUGUGGCGUGGGAGUAUGCCGAAAUCGAACCUGAUUACGUAGUUGGUCGAAACAACUGUGUCUACUUUCUCAGUCUUCGCUACCACAAACUGAAUCCAGAGUACAUCUUUGAAAGAGUGAGACAAACCAAACAGAAUUAUCAACUUUCCGUUCUUCUGUGCCAAGUGGAUAUAACAGAUCCGCACUAUCCGUUGAAAGAACUGUGCAAACUGUGCCUGUCAGAGAAGCUGACACUUAUGCUGGCUUGGAGCCCGGAGGAGGCAGCACGGUACCUUGAAGCAUACAAGGCGUUGGAAAACAAGCCUCCUGAUGAUUUGAUGCCUGCCGUGGCAGCGGUUACGGAUCAUCGAGCCCAAAUCACUGAAUUUCUAACCGCCGUUCGCCCAGUCACUAAAGCCGAUGCCGUAUCAGCUAUCAAUAAUUUCAAGACGGUCGCGGAUAUGAUUAAUGCUGAUGCCGCAUCAUUGGAGUCUUGUCCUGGCUUCGGUCAACGCAAGGCGCAAAAGUUGUAUGAAGUUUUUCGGAUGCCGUUUCUACGCGAUUCAACCUGAUUUCUACUACUUGAAUCAAUAUGUACAGAAAAUACACGACUUUGGUUCUC
Messenger RNA from Opisthorchis viverrini, 1079 nucleotides. RefSeq lists its product as hypothetical. The coding region runs from base 1 to 1029 and encodes 342 amino acids. The record is from RefSeq and is a predicted model, not a curated record. NCBI's taxonomy places the organism in Eukaryota, Metazoa, Platyhelminthes, Trematoda, Opisthorchiida, Opisthorchiidae. The transcript has 9 exons. Gene Ontology annotation, cellular component: ERCC4-ERCC1 complex; nucleus; nucleotide-excision repair factor 1 complex. Gene Ontology annotation, molecular function: single-stranded DNA binding; damaged DNA binding. Gene Ontology annotation, biological process: mitotic recombination; meiotic mismatch repair; UV-damage excision repair.